UAUAAAAGACAGUGGAGAGGCUUGAGAGAGUCUGGUGUGUGGGCUUACCUUGUGCUCCUCAUCUGUUGUGAGGGAGACUUGUGGCUUGAUCUUGGGCCGCCAUGGGGCGAGUGAAUGUGGCCAAGUUACGUUACAUGAGCCGGGAUGACUUCAGGGUUCUGACCGCGGUUGAAAUGGGCAUGAAGAACCAUGAAAUAGUUCCCUGCAGUUUGGUUGCUUCUAUAGCCAGCCUUAAACAUGGUGGCUGUAAUAAAGUUUUAAGAGAAUUAGUGAAACAUAAACUCAUAGCUUGGGAGCGUACCAAAACUGUCCAGGGCUAUCGGUUGACAAAUGCAGGAUAUGAUUACCUAGCUUUGAAAACACUUUCUUCUAGACAGGUAGUUGAAUCUGUUGGAAACCAGAUAGGUGUUGGCAAAGAAUCUGAUAUUUACGUUGUUGCAAAUGAAGAAGGGCAGCAAUUUGCAUUAAAGCUUCAUAGGCUGGGACGAACCUCCUUUCGAAAUCUGAAAAACAAGCGUGAUUAUCAUAAACACAGGCAUAACAUGUCUUGGCUUUAUUUAUCUCGUCUCUCUGCCAUGAAAGAAUUUGCUUACAUGAAGUCAUUGUAUGAGAGGAAAUUUCCAGUCCCAAAACCGAUUGAUUAUAAUCGCCAUGCAGUGGUAAUGGAACUCGUAAGUGGCUAUCCUCUAUGUCAGAUACACCAUGUUGAAGACCCUGCAUCUGUAUAUGAUGAAGCUAUGGACCUAAUUGUCAAACUUGCAAAUCAUGGACUGAUUCAUGGAGAUUUCAAUGAAUUCAAUCUCAUUUUGGAUAAAGAUGACCACAUCACCAUGAUUGAUUUUCCACAGAUGGUUUCAACUUCUCAUCACAAUGCUGAAUGGUAUUUUGACAGAGAUGUUAAAUGCAUUAGAGAUUUCUUCAUGAAACGUUUCAGCUAUGAAAGUGAGCUUUACCCAACCUUUAGUGAUAUCAGGAGGGAGGACUCUCUUGAUGUAGAGGUUUCUGCCAGCGGCUACACAAAGGAAAUGCAGACAGAUGAUGAAUUGCUUCAUCCAUUAGGUCCAGAUGAUGAAAAUACUGAAACAGAAGACGGAUCUGAAUUCUCACCUUCUGAUGAAGAGUUGUCAGAAAAAGCAAAGUUUCAUAAAUCAAAAAAUCAAAGUGAUCAGAAGUCUGCAGAUGAAUCCGCUGACUACUGUUGCAUAUCAUCUGGACACCUUGAACAAAUAAAGGGAGAGGAUUCGUCAGAGGAGAGUGCUGAUGCACAAAAUUUUGAAUUACCUGAAUUCAGUCAAGCUUUAGAAGAAAUAAAAGGCCAAGUUAUUGACAACAGUUCUGUAACUGAAUGUUCUGAGGAGACAGACAAAAUUGAAAAUGACACUAGGCAAAAUGGUAAACCAGGUCAAGGAGGAAUCCCCAUGAGCUCUGAAGACUAUGAAGAUGCAUGCCCUCAUCUGAUUGCCUUGUCGUCAGUAAACAAAGAAUCCAGGUGUUUCAGAGAUGAAGAAAGUAUGGAAGAUACUAAACAGUACAGAACAAGAACUCUGAGUGUUACUUCUGUGGGCAGUGUUUUAAGCUGUUCAACAAUUCCUCCGGAAUUGGUGAAGCAGAAGGUGAAACGUCAGUUGACAAAACAGCAAAAAUCAGCUGCCAGACGUCGAUUACAGAAAGGAGAAGCAAAUAUAUUUACAAAACAACGGAGAGAAAACAUGCAAAAUAUUAAGUCAAGCUUGGAAGCAGCUAACUUUUGGGGAGAGUAAUAUAUUUAAGAUUUUGAAUGUUUUCCAGAACAUUAGUAUGAUCCCCUUUUAAGCCAUCUUUAGUCUUUUCUAGACCAAGGCAGAUACAUAAAUAGAUAAAUAAACUCUCUUUCAUAUAUUAA
Messenger RNA from Prionailurus viverrinus (fishing cat), 1882 nucleotides. It is a transcript of the gene RIOK2, whose product is annotated as RIO kinase 2. Gene Ontology annotation, molecular function: protein serine/threonine kinase activity; ATP binding. Gene Ontology annotation, biological process: protein phosphorylation; maturation of SSU-rRNA. The record is from RefSeq and is a predicted model, not a curated record. Gene Ontology annotation, cellular component: nucleus; preribosome, small subunit precursor; cytosol. The transcript has 11 exons. The coding region runs from base 102 to 1760 and encodes 552 amino acids. Lineage: Eukaryota; Metazoa; Chordata; Mammalia; Carnivora; Felidae.